Molecule: messenger RNA, 1309 nt
Organism: Saccostrea cuccullata (small rock oyster)
Lineage: Eukaryota; Metazoa; Mollusca; Bivalvia; Ostreida; Ostreidae
Product: 26S proteasome regulatory subunit 6B-like
Exons: 9
Coding region: 117-1256 (379 amino acids)
Biological process (GO): proteasome-mediated ubiquitin-dependent protein catabolic process
Cellular component (GO): proteasome regulatory particle, base subcomplex
Molecular function (GO): ATP binding; ATP hydrolysis activity; proteasome-activating activity
Source: RefSeq, a predicted model, not a curated record
UAUUUUACAGUUAUAGAAAAUAACUUUGAAGGGCUCGAAUAAUCGCAUAAUUAUUUUUUCUUUUUUUCCGGUUAAUAAUUUUAGAUUUUCUCUAUUUGAUUCCAUUACAAGAAAAGAUGGAGGAGAUCGGCUUGCAACCACAAGACAAGGAGGAUUCAAUAUUGGUGGAGUCCCGUCCAGGGACAUCUCAAACUGCAAGUCAUCUAGAUCCUUUUGCCUCAGAUGUUGAAGAUCUGUAUGUCAAAUACAAAGUAAGUAUAGGAAAUAUGGUCAAAUACCAUCUAGUAUAUUUGUCAGAUGUUUUACAAAAUUUAAAGAAAGGAUCAAAUUACUAUGUAAGAAUUUUGUCUACUAUUGAUCGAGAAUUGUUGAAACCAUCUGCCAGUGUAGCUCUCCACAAACACAGCAAUGCUCUAGUAGAUGUAUUACCACCUGAAGCUGACAGCAGCAUCACUAUGUUACAAGCAGAUGAGAAACCUGAUGUUCAGUACUCAGACAUUGGAGGGAUGGACAUUCAGAAGCAGGAAGUCAGGGAGGCAGUGGAGCUCCCCCUAACUCACUUUGACCUCUAUAAACAGAUUGGUAUAGACCCUCCCAGAGGGGUCCUUAUGUAUGGUCCCCCUGGCUGUGGUAAAACUAUGUUAGCAAAAGCCGUGGCUCAUCACACAACAGCUGCCUUUAUAAGAGUGGUGGGCUCAGAAUUUGUGCAGAAGUACUUAGGAGAGGGCCCUCGUAUGGUCAGAGAUGUGUUCAGAUUAGCCAAGGAAAAUGCCCCAGCUAUUAUAUUUAUAGAUGAAAUCGAUGCUAUAGCAACCAAAAGAUUUGAUGCUCAGACUGGAGCUGACAGAGAAGUGCAAAGAAUUUUAUUAGAGUUACUCAACCAGAUGGAUGGGUUUGAUCAGACUGUCAAUGUUAAGGUCAUAAUGGCAACAAAUCGAGCCGAUACUUUGGAUCCGGCACUUCUACGACCAGGUCGUUUAGAUAGGAAAAUUGAAUUCCCUAUCCCCGAUCGUCGACAGAAAAGAUUAAUUUUCUCCACCAUUACCAGUAAAAUGAAUGUGAGUGAGGAGGUGGAUCUAGAAGAUUAUGUGGCCAGACCAGACAAGAUUAGUGGUGCUGACAUUAAUGCUAUAUGUCAGGAGGCAGGGAUGCAGGCUGUCAGAGAAAACAGAUAUAUAGUGCUGGCAAAAGACUUUGAGAAGGGUUACAAAAACAACAUUAAGAAGGAUGAAACAGAACAUGAGUUCUAUAAGUAACUUUGUGUGAUAGAAAGAAUUUCUGUAUUAUAUCAAAUAAAAUUUUCAAUGUU